Molecule: messenger RNA, 1148 nt
Organism: Paramormyrops kingsleyae
Lineage: Eukaryota; Metazoa; Chordata; Actinopteri; Osteoglossiformes; Mormyridae
Gene: ap3s1
Product: adaptor related protein complex 3 subunit sigma 1
Biological process (GO): intracellular protein transport; Golgi to vacuole transport
Cellular component (GO): membrane coat; AP-3 adaptor complex
Source: RefSeq, a predicted model, not a curated record
CGUAGCCUAACGGCGAUGACGUGGAAGCUUCCGGACACUCAGGUGGUAGAGCUGCAGUUCGAUCGGGGACCGGAGGGUUAAAGCUACGCACCGGCCGAUCAUUUCGCCGCAGCUCCCUCUUCGUCUCCGCCAAGCAAAAUGAUUAAAGCCAUACUUAUAUUUAACAACCACGGCAAACCCCGGUUGUCUAAAUUCUACGAGCAUUAUACCGAAGACACGGAGCAGCAGAUCAUCCGGGAAACAUUUCAUUUGGUUUCCAAGCGAGAUGACAACGUCUGCAACUUCCUGGAAGGCGGCAUGCUGAUCGGCGGGUCGGACAACAAACUCAUCUACAGACACUAUGCCACGCUGUACUUUGUGUUCUGCGUUGACUCUUCUGAGAGCGAGCUGGGCAUUUUGGACCUAAUCCAGGUCUUUGUAGAAACGUUGGACAAAUGUUUUGAGAACGUCUGUGAACUUGACUUAAUUUUCCACAUGGACAAGGUCCAUAACAUCCUGUCUGAAAUGGUGAUGGGAGGAAUGGUGCUGGAAACCAAUAUGAAUGAGAUCAUCACGCAAGUCGAUGCCCAGAACAAGAUGGAGAAAUCGGAGGCCGGUAUCGCUGGGGCACCUGCUCGAGCCGUAUCUGCCGUGAAGAACAUGAACCUCCCUGAGAUCCCCCGCAACAUCAACAUCGGAGAUAUCAGCAUCAAGGUGCCAAACCUGCCCUCCUUCAAGUAGCAGGACGCUGGUCAGUGCGUGUUAACCACCUCGUAAUCCAAAGUCAAAGACGUCUUUCAUUAAAGACGGGGAAAAAAACAUGGGUACAAGUGUGAUUUCUCUCUCUCACCUUUUUGGUGACACGCCCCUCGUGUGACUGUUCCUCUGAAGAAGAUGAAGUUCUUACAGUAUUUUCACGUAUCUCUGACGUUGUGCUCUUCUGUCUCGGCUGCUACACUAUUUAAAGGAGAAUCGGUACCUAACUAACGGUACGUAAUUACAGAAUAUUGCUAUAUAUAUGUAUCCCAUACUUUAUCAGACUGUUGUUUUGUCUCUCCUUAAUUAAGAGUGUUUUAAAUGUCUUGUUUCUGUUCUUUUGAACGAGUCUUUCGCUGUUACUUUUAAUCAGAUGUAAUUUUCUGUUUGCAAAAAUAAAGUAUUGAAUCUUU